Molecule: messenger RNA, 6005 nt
Organism: Pygocentrus nattereri (red-bellied piranha)
Lineage: Eukaryota; Metazoa; Chordata; Actinopteri; Characiformes; Serrasalmidae
Gene: mical2a
Product: microtubule associated monooxygenase, calponin and LIM domain containing 2a
Exons: 32
Coding region: 244-4365 (1373 amino acids)
Molecular function (GO): FAD binding; protein binding
Source: RefSeq, a predicted model, not a curated record
UUCAGAAACUGUAGUCUGCGCGCGCGAGCCGUUGGCUCGAGGCUCGCGCUCUGGACCACGCGACGGUUCGAGUUCUGUUUAACUUUUGAACGUUUUCGGCUCAACGGACGUUUCUGCGUUCACGACUCCGAGCUAUAAAACAGGGUAGUUUUAAGGGUCUGGGGUGUGGAUCUAGUUUGACCAUCUUCUGCCAGAGAAAUUGAAGAACAAGAGCCUGACAUCAUCACUCCCACAUAGGAAAAGAUGGGGGAGACAGAGGAUGAGAGGAGCCAGGCAUCUAAGCUGUUUGAGAACUUUGUCCAGGCACCUACAUGUAAGAGUACGCUGCAAACUUUUAAUAUCUUGUGUAGUUACUUAGAGCUGGAUCCCCUGGAGCACAGCUCCUUCUACAAUAGCCUGAAGAGCAAGCUCACCUGUUGGAAGGCCAAAGCCCUAUGGAGCAAGCUGGACAAGAGAGCCAGCCAUAGGGAGUACAAGAAAGGCAAGGCCUGUGCAGACACAAAGUGUCUGAUAAUUGGAGGAGGCCCUUGUGGUUUGCGGACCGCUAUUGAGCUGGCUUUACUAGGGGCUAAAGCAGUAGUGAUCGAGAAGAGAGACACAUUUUCCAGGAACAAUGUUCUCCACCUCUGGCCCUUCACCAUCCAUGACCUCAGAAACCUGGGGGCAAAAAAGUUUUAUGGGAAGUUCUGUGCAGGGGCCAUAGACCAUAUCAGUAUUCGGCAGCUCCAGCUCAUGCUCCUCAAGAUUGCUCUACUUGUAGGGGUCGAGUUCCACAUCAAUGUGGAGUUCGUAAAGCUCUUGGAGCCUCCAGAGGAUCAGGAGAAUGAGGGGCCCGGUUGGAGGGCGGAGAUCCGACCAGCAGAUCACCCUGUGGCGAACUUUGAUUUUGAUGUAGUGAUUGGGGCUGAUGGGAGACGGAACACUCUCGAAGGGUUUCGACGGAAAGAGUUCCGUGGGAAACUGGCCAUUGCCAUCACAGCUAACUUCAUCAACAGAAACACAACAGCAGAGGCCAAAGUGGAUGAGAUCAGUGGUGUGGCCUUCAUCUUCAACCAGAAGUUCUUUCAGGACCUCAAACAGGAAACAGGCAUUGAUUUAGAGAACAUUGUGUACUAUAAAGACAACACACACUACUUCGUCAUGACGGCUAAGAAGCAGAGCCUUCUGGAUAAAGGAGUCAUCAUUCAUGACUAUAUAGACACAGAUGCUCUGCUGAGCAGUGAAAAUGUGAACCAAGAAGCUCUACUAAGCUAUGCUCGGGAGGCUGCUGACUACGCCACCCAUUACCAGCUGCCCACACUGGACUAUGCCAUGAAUCACCUUGAUCAGCCAGAUGUAGCCAUGUUCGACUUCACAUGCAUGUAUGCCUCAGAGAAUGCUGCACUGGUCAGAGAGAGGUUUGGCCAUCAACUGCUGGUGGCACUGGUGGGAGAUAGUCUGCUGGAGCCUUUUUGGCCUAUGGGUACAGGCUGUGCCCGUGGCUUCCUGGCAGCUUUUGACACAGUGUGGAUGAUCAGGAGCUGGUCACAGGAUAGAAACCCACUGGAAGUGCUGGCAGAGAGGGAGAGUCUUUACCGAUUGCUACCUCAAACUACACCUGAAAAUAUUGCGAAGAACUUUGAUCAGUACACCAUAGAUCCUGGAACACGUUAUCCAAACCUUAACUCCAACUGUGUCAGACCACACCAGGUCCGUAACUACUACAUAUGUGGGGAGCUGAAGUCCUGCUCUUUGGAGCGAGCUGCUACUAUACGGCGCCCAGUUAACCUGGCACGACGAGAGUCUGAGAUCAGACCCAGCAGGUUGCUGACCUGGUGUCAGAAGCAGACGGAGGGCUAUAAGGGCGUGAGUGUGACUGACUUGAGCUCAUCAUGGAGGAGUGGCUUGGCUUUCUGUGCUCUCAUCCACCGGUUCAGAGCACAUCUCAUAGAUUAUGAUUCACUGAAUGAGGAAGAUGCUGCUAAGAAUGCCCAGCUGGCGUUUGACGUGGCUGAGAAGGAGUUUGGCAUCAAGCCAUUUACCACAGGCAAAGAGAUAGCAUCAGAACAGGAACAAGACAAGAACAGCAUGGUGACCUACCUCUCUAAAUUCUAUGAGCUCUUCAGAGGAACCCCUCUGCCACCCUCAGAUUCAAGAAGAGAGACACAUGAAAAUAAUGAUGAAUGUUCCUCAAGACCCUCCCAACCUGUUUAUAGAUCACUCAGCUUAACACAGCCUCGAAAACGGAUACCAAAGGAUGACAAAAAGGUGGAUGAUAAUGACUCUUUUUACAAAAGAAGACGGAAAGUAUGCAGUUAUUUGGAAGAGGUAACAAACAUCUCCAGUCAAAGAUCUUUAGCAUCCGAAGGUCAAGAGCUGAAGGAGAACAAGGUCAAGUUCAUGGCCUCUCAACUACUGGCAAAGUUUGAAGAGAGCAACCCAGGUUGCACUCUACGUAGGCAGUCUGACUCGAAUGUUGCGAGGCCUCCAAGGCCUGCAUCACUCGAUAUGACAGAGACUCCACUCUUCAAAAAACCCCAGAAGAAAACCCCACCACCUCCACCCCCUAAAAGACAGUUCCAGGCAGCAGUCUGCGUGAGACGUGCAGAGGAGUGUCCAGCUGCUCUGCUCACUGUGCCCUUCUCCAGUCCUCUGGGUGUUUCCCUGAAGCCCAUCCGGCACACUUACACCCGGUCACGCGGAGAGCCCACUCACAUUCAGUCAAACAUAGAGCCCACUCAGCCACACACACAGUCAUACAGAGAGACUUCUAAGAUUCUAGCACCAACAAAAAAGCAACUCACUGGUACAUGCAUGCAGUCACACGCACAGCCUCCUUUAGAGAGUCCCGCAGAAGCAGCAGAGGCAAGCCACAGUGCCUCCUGUCACUCUGCCAUACUGGCCAUGACAGCAAUGCUCCAGCGUCUGCAGAAAGUGGAGGAAAAGAUCAGCCAGAGGAAAGCCCAGACUCAAAACACUAGAGAAUUCCAUAAAAAGAGCAUAAAGGAGAAAGCAGUCCACUUGAGUUCUCUGUUCUCUGGUGACAGCAUCUCACAGCCUCAGGCCAGUUCCUCUUCUCAUUACACUUCUACAUUAUCUUCACCACACCCUUGUCCACAAAGCACUCUCACUUCCUUUGCUUCCCCUCUUCUCUCAUCCUCACCAUCUCUGCUUCUGCACCAGACCGAUCCCUCUGCUCCAAACUUCACCCUUCAUUCCAGCUCUAAAUUACCCUUGCCACACCCUCUCCCACCAUGCACUUCUUCUGCUUUUCCUUCAUCUCAUCGCUCAUCCUCUCUGCUGGUGCAGCAGAAUGGCAGGGAUGUAGGACACUGUUUUUCUCUUCAAAAAGAAAGUAAGAUGCCUUUGCAAAAGGGGUACAAAAUCCUGACGUUCCCCAACAAGCUGUUAAGUAAGACUUGUACAUCUCAUCAGCCUGAGGUUCAGCUUUGUGAAAAUGAGACGCAGAAAGAAUCAGUGAUUGGGUCAAAUGUGUUAAGUAGAAACAGCGGCACAUCCAUUUAUAACCAUCAAAAGGACAUGGAGUUGCCUCAGUUGGGUGGAGAUAGAAACAUAAAGACCUUCAAGAAGACUUACCCUUCAGCUGCAAACCCUUCUCAUUCCAGCUCAGCAUUACCCCUACCAUACCCUUUCCCAGAAUGCAUUGCUGCUUCCACUUUCUCAUUUCCAUCCAGUUGUGUUUUUAGCAAACCCCAGCAUUUAGGGACGCUGCUUUCUAAAAGGGAAACCCAAGGAGAAACACAGAAUAACUCACAUCAUAGCAGCAGCAGCACUGCUUAUUUCUCUCUAAGAAAACAAAUGGAGGUCUCUCAGUCCAAGGAAGACUCAAACGGUUCCAAGCAGCGCACUGUGGGGAAGGUGUCUCUGGUCUUAGGAGCACGGGCUGAGACACUGCUCACCCUGUAUGAGAACGAUCGCAGGCCAAAAUCCGCCUGCUCAGGCUCGCUGGUGUCCCUGCGGAGGGAGUUCCCCCAGAGCCUGGGUGAUGUGUGUCAUGUGUGUAAGAAGCGUGUGUACAUGGCAGAGCGUCUGAGAGCUGAGGGGCUCUUCUUCCACAGUGAGUGUUUCCGCUGUGACACCUGUAGCACUCCCCUAAGCCAGGGUGGACAGGCUUUCGACUCGGAGCAGGGGAAGCUGUACUGCAAACUCCAUUUCUCUCAGCGUAAAUUCAUGAAGUGUGGAGGGAUAUUUGAUACACAUAUGCCACCCAAAGGUGCCGUUCACCCCAGCACUAGGCCCAGUCCAGCUGGUGUAGAGAGUUCUCUGAGGCAGUCUCCAGGUACCCUGUCUUCUGUGCUGAAGAGAAGUCUGCACUGGUCUCUGCACUCUUUCUCGACUCAUCUACUGUUUCCACUCCUGAUAUGAUCUGAGUCAUGAUAGAACUAAGGUGAUCACCUGCAUGGUCACGUGAUGUGAUGCUCAGCAUGACAUCAUGAGCAUUUUUCUGUGCACAUUCACCGCAUUGCAAUGUCGUUCAUCUGCAUGGCAAAGUGACCUGAACUGCAUUAAAUGUCUAAACAUUUAUUAGACAUCUGCUCACCCAUUGUUUCUUCUGAAAUCAUUGGUGUUAAUAUAGCAUUUCUUUAGCUUCUGCUCUCCUGUGAAGGACUUACAAUAGCUAGUGGAAGAUCACUGUGAGGAUUUCAUUGCAUUCAGUGCAAGAACUUUAGUGAGGUCAGCUGCUGACGUUGGAUGAUUAGUUCUGGAUUGUCACGCCACGUCAAUCCAGUGAUAUUUGCUGGAGCUCCAUUACUCUGGGGGGCCCCUCAGCCCUUGCUUACCUUUGGGAAUGAGGACCUUAGGCUCCAGGCUGUCUCAUUUUAUAAUAAAUGCUUUUCUCCAUAAAUGCCAGCUCCAACCCUUAAAGUAGCUAAAUUCACUUAUUAGGCAGGGUGUCUGGAUACUUUUGGAGUUAAUGUACUAGAAACCCCUAAUCUAAAUAUGAACGCAUAAAGUUUUGUCUGUACAUAACUGGUGAACGUAUACAUGUACUUUCUCCUUCCUAUGUAAAUUCUGCAGUUAUUGCGUAAACAUUUAUGCUCACCCAUUCCAAGGCCUGUCGUUUGUCCUUCAACUUUGCUUUUUGUUGAAAAGUGAAUGCAUGCCACCUUUGUGCUAACACAACAUUGCACAUCCCAUAGAAAAGCAGAUAUAAUUUAGCAUGCGUUUCUUGGCUUGUAGUUUUGUUUUUGUCAGAAAACAUUGAAAUCUCUUCCAUCAACACAAGUGAAUGUGGGUUACCUAUGUGGGUUACCUGGUGGUGAAACUUCUGUCAACAGUCCUGAUUCUUCUUGAUUGUGUAUAGUUCUCCUUGAGUGACGUAGCAGGCUACAAGUUGUGGACAGAGGGAUUUCAAUCAAGCGUGCUCAGAAUAUUAGGCCAUGCUCGGACAGUUCUCAGACAAUUCAGAUCAGUGAAUUUAGCUUGCUUUUCAGCAGGCCUGCAUCAUAUUUCUGUCUUGUUCUUUUUUAUUCAUGCGUGCUUUGUAUCAUACAAACAUUCAUAUUCUUCAUAUUUUACACUACAUUCUUGUGUGACUUACUGCUCUUUCACUACGUGUCACUGUUUGUACAGCAGCAUACAAGAACGUGCAAAGCUGUGUUUGAUGUGUGACAGUGCAGGGGCAAAGGAAUGCUUGUAACAUACUCCCUCUCCUCUUUUGGUUCUCGCACAUGCAUGGCUGUGGAUGUCACAACUAACAGGAAUGUUCCUGCGAAAUGUCUUGUUUUUCCUGCGUGAGACGAUUUUCUCUCUCUUAGCUUUUUAUUUAUUCUUCUCUGUUUCAGAGGCUGCUUACAUUAUCGAAACCCACCAAGAGCUCUCUUUUGUCUCUUUGAAAGUGAGGUUCAGUGUUACCUAAGAAGACUUUUGGUUAGAAUAGCACUUUUUCCCAGACAUGUUGUAAAACUGUAUGAAAAAAUAUGAUAUGAACUGUAUUUUCCUAACCUAAACUUGUUUCACUUUAUGUAAAGCCAUAUCCAUUUAAUAAAUGAUGGAAUUUGAAA